UUCCAACAUGGCAGAUUCGGUCCGCGAACAAAAGUUAGCCGCUGCCAGAAAAAAGCUCCGACAGUUUCAGAAGAAGAAAGGCACAAAACGAGCUGUUGAGUACAGCAGCAAGGAAACCACACCUGAUAUAGAAGGUAGCAUUGCUGAAGGGUCAAACCCGCAGUCGGAGUCGGGUACUUUAUCCUCUAGAGCGUCAUCAGUUGACCUUGUUUCAGAGGAGUUCACAGACCAACCUGCAACCAUUGAUCAUGGAGAAACACACAGUGAUGUGCUCCCUUCCUCACAGGGAGUUUUAAGUGGCAUUGAAGCAGUGAGUACCCAAAGUGCUGGCCCAGAGAAACAUGGAUAUGAAGAGCAAAGAGGAGUACAAUUAAACUGUCAGUAUGCUGACUCAGUUCACUCCCUUUUACCCCAAACAGAGGGAAGUGAAAAUGUAACACCAUCUACUUAUAAUUACACAAAUGAGACCCCUGAAUUAACAUCAGAAGGGCAUGAUUAUUCCCAGACUGUGUCUGUUAAUGGCAGUGGUGAUAACACAGGUCUGAACACUGAGGUUCCUAAUUGUGUGCCACAACAAGCAGCCAGUGAAACAGAAAGCUUUAAUCAGCAAAAUAAGCUUGCUUCAUAUUUCCAUUCAACAUCAGAUUAUAAUAACACUCCUAGGCCAGACCCCUUUUCAUUAUCAUUGAGUACCACAGAAGUUAUAUCUCCAGAUGAGAGUGAUGUAGGUACCAAAUCUUAUGUUGAAUCUGAAAACCUAGGAACACAACUCUCCAGGGAACAAGAGCCAACAUCAGCAUUCCAGACAGUCAUUCCUUCAUCACAACCUCACACAGAACCAAUUGAUGAUCACAAAGAACCAACAGUCAUGGGUACUGAACAGGUAUACCAAGGAGAGCAAAAUUCACCAGAAACCUUUGAGAGAGAGGGAUCUGUAAGUUCAGAAACAACAGCAAGCGUGACAACGGCCAUACAUGUGACGAAGGGUGAAAGUCAAGAUGAACCAGUGCUCAAGUCUUCAUCUGAAAGUCUUCGACAGAUUUCCCUGCAGCUGAGUGGGCUGAUGAGUGAGAGUGAAGGAGCAGCAUCAGACACAUCAAACAACACUGUGUUGGAGUUGGAGCGUCGUAACAGUGAAUUAGCAGCCUUGUUGCAGCAGGAAUCUCAGACAUCACAACAACAGUCCCAGUAUAUAGGAGAGAUGAAAGCACAUGUAGAGAGGCUUGAAGCAGAGUUGAAUGCUGCAAGAGGAAUUCUAAACUCCUCAGUUACUGGAGGAGCUCGUGAGGUGGAGAGUUUGAGGGAGCAGUUGCAGGUUCACAUACAGACCAUUGGGAUCCUGGUGUCAGAGAAGUCAGAGCUGCAGACCUCUCUCACACAUGCAAAUCAUGCACUUAAACUGAAAGCAGGUGAAGUAACUGAGCUUGAUGGGCGAUUGAGUGCAUCCAGACAGCGAGUUGGAGAACUGGAAGCAAGUGUAAAGGACUUGAAUGUGCAGAGGGAUGCACUAAAGUCCUCACAAGAUAGCCUCUCAAAAGAUCUUGAUGCAUCAAAGAUGACAAACUUCAAGUCUAACAAGUUAUGUGAGGAGCUGAAGACUUCGAUUGCUGAAUUAACCGAACGACUGAGUGUAAAAACAAGCGACCACGAGAAAUUGAUGGCACAGCUGACAGAAACCAAGAGUCAGUUGGCAAUGGCACAGCUUAAUUUGCAGCAGUUGAGAGAUGGCACAAAUGAUGACCUUCAAACCCAGCUUGAAAAUGUUCAAGCAGCACACAUGGAAAGCCAAAGGCAGUUGCAGGAGUGUCAGGCAGAACUAGGGAAGGCUCAUACAGAACAUUCCCAUGUAGCAGCUCAGUACCAGCAGUACACCACUCAGCUGGCAUCACAGAUGGAGGCUUUGCAAAAGCAGGUGCACCAGUUAAGUACAGAAAAAGAAGCAGCUGUUACAGCACUAGAAGAAACACAGGCAAAGUUAAAGGGAGCACAAGAACCUGACCCAUCCCCAAGAUACAGUGAAGAGGAGGUCAAAGCAGAGAAAGAGAAAUAUGAGCAGAUAGUAGCUACUUUGGAAGAGGAGAAGAACCAGAUGCAGCACCAAAUCACUGCCAUGACAAAUGAUAACAGUCAACUCUCAAAAUUAGUGGACCAGCUGUCUAAUAAAAUAGAGGAAAUGGAGUUGAAGGUAGAGCGGACCAAAACGGAAGAAGUGAAUACAUCUCAGUUGUUGGCUGCCAUGCAGAGUGAUAAAGUUGCAGCUGCAAGGGCCCUGACACAGAAUAAGCAGCUGAAGGAACAGUUAGAAGAACUGCAAAGCGGCUUCAUCAUCAUGAGUAACAAAAAACUUGAGUUGACCGAGAAACUAGAAAAGGAGCUGCAUGUAAAGAAAUCCCUCAAUCAGGAGAUAGCAUCACUGAAUGAGCAGAUAGCAAAUAUGAGACAGCAAACUGUAGAGAAAGACCGUGAAAUUGUCCAGCUGAAAGAAAACAGCGAGUCCCUAGGAAACCAGUUGAUGUUGACACGGGAACAGAUGAACAAAACUGAAAUUGGACAAGUGGCAGAAGAUAUUAAAGACCUGAAUGAGGAGAUAAUGAGACUGAGAAAUCAGUUGGCAGCUCAGGAAGAAAAGCAGAAGAUCUCGCAGAGCCGUAUUGAAGAACUUGAGAAGGAGAAUUCAGAUCUUUGUGCUCUCCUAAAGGAAACCAAAACCAAAGAUACUACUGAGAUUCAGAAGGAAGUGCAUCUCACAAAUGGAAAUGUUUCAGAAGAAAAUAACUCUGAAGAUGAUGAGACUGGUAGCACUGUACUAGGGAAAGUAGUAUCACUCACAGAAAAAGUAAGGCAGCUAGAGACUGAGAGUGGGAAUCUGCGAUCUCAACUUGAAACAGAGAAAUCAAAGUACAAUCAGCUGCUCAAAGCUUCCGAGGAAAAACAAAUGGCUUCAGAAAGUAACGGAAAAUCUCUGGGAACAGAGACCACAGUUGACCCAGUAGAAUUCCAGACCUUGAAAAACGCACAUGAAGCCCUGGAGACAAGAUUUGGCCGCAGCAUGGACCAGGUGGCUGAGCUGAGUGAUGAAAAACAGAAGCUGGAGCACAUCAUACAGCAGCUGCAGAUCGAGACUGAGGCCAUAGGUGACUAUAUCACGAUCUACCAAUUCCAAAGGGGAGUGAUGAAGCAACAGGCACGAGAGAGAGAAUUGGAGCUAUCUAGUCUCAGGCACGAAAGAGAGGAGAUGAAAAUCAAAUUGUCAACACUUCAGGAGCUAAUGUCAACACUAGUACAAGAGAAGGGUCCAAACCAUCCUAAUGUGGCGAAGAUGGAGAAGGUGAUCAGCCAAUCACAAUCUGAUGCUAAAAAAACAGAAAAGACUGAGGAAAAUGUCAAUGGUGACUUAAAGACCAAAAAUGUUGAAGUAGCAGAAGAGGCCACAGAAGUCGAGAAGCAAAAUGGUUUGGAACAGCAUGAGACCUGUAAGGAAACUAGCACAACCGAUAAUGGCUUGGAAAAUACCCCAAGCCCUAGCAAGAGUAUGAAAGACCAGAAUCUCUCAGCUGAGAAAAAGAGCCCAACAGUGCAGAGAAUUCUGGACCUCCUCAACGAGAUGGAAGCCACAAGCCAAGUUGAGCACUGUGGCUUGCAGAAGUUCCACCCGUGUCCUUUGUGCUCUGGCAAACUGAUUACAGUGUAAGGUUGGGAAAUUGUUCAUGGCCUGUGAUUGGGAAAGUGUUCAGUCUAAAGUUAUGAAAUUAUUAAGGGUCCAAGAAUGGGAUUUUGAAUGAGGUCUCUGAUUGAAACUUGAUCAAGGAUAUUUAUCAUUCAAUGGUAUUUGUCCUGGGAAGGUGGCAGUUACAUCGUUGUGUAUACUCCCAUACUUGCUUUCAUGUGGAAUAACUGACAUGAAAGCAACUACUGUAAAAAAGAAUAAUAAGGAAUUGGGAAGUUUGAAAGAUGUCUCAAGGCUAUUUGAAAAUAGUGAAGUACAGUAAGGAGUACAUGAUAAUUAUGGUACUUAACUCCAAAGAUUUCUUGAGUGUGCAGAUUUAAGUACAUUUAUAUGAAUUGUUAUUACUUGUAUCAACAGAAUUCAAAGCAAAAUAUCUUGUAAUUGCAGAUUAUAUUUAGCUUCUUCUUCAGUAAUAUAUGAAAGAAUGCAGGAAUACACAUAUUGUGUGGUGGGACAUAAAAAAUGAAGAUCCAAAAGGAUAGGAGGCUGUUAAGUAGUCAACAGUUAACAAGUUCAAUAAACAAGUUCAAUAGUAAAAGCACUGUCACUGUUUGUGGUGGUUACACAAAUAUUCAGCUGUUCUCCAUGUUUUGAGAAAGGGGAGCACUGCAUUUGCAUAGGAUAUCUAAUAGGUAAAUGUAAAAUUCAUAGACUGUGAUAGUCUUGAUCCUCUAGAGAAUCAUGAAAAUUGUUUUCAUGUCAUAAGCUGAUUUCAUACCAGGUUUAUAGCCAUUCAUUGUCUUGCUCAAUAGCUCCAUUAGAGAUGUUUAUUAUUAUUAUUAUUACUAUGAUUAUUAUUUAUUUAUUUUAUCUUCAGCCAAUAAUUAAAAAGGAUUUUUUUUUUUACAUAUUUUACUAGAUCCUCCUCAAAAAAUAUUGUAAUAAUAUACUCUUUUAACAUAAACUAGAUUCUAAUCCAUUUAUUAAAUUUUCUUACAGAUUAUAAUAACAUUAAUAAAGAUAGAAAUUAUAUUCCCCUAAUAAAAAACUAGAGACAAAAGCUUGGUUUCCAUUUUUUUAUUGUGGAUAUUGUGGUAGAAUGUAGACUUGUAUAACAAACACAUUUUGUUAAAGUUUAUAAGACAGUGAGCCUGUAUUGUUAACAAGUGUUAUUGCUCUAAAGUCCCUUUCCUCACAAUUAACUUUUUUACAGCUGUGUGUAUCAGUGACUGAGAGUAUGAUUUCUAAGUGUUUUAUUCCUGUGCCCUUUUGUAAUUCAACAUUUGGUAUGAUGUGUAUUGUAUUGUCUACUGAAUAUAUCUGUGGUUGUAAUGUUGUUACUUGUUACCAUUGUAUUGUAUUUUUUCUUUCUUUCUUUUCUUUUCUUUUCUUUUUUCUUGGUUAUUGCCACAUGUCAACUUGAAGAUGGCAGAUAGAAUGUAUUUUUGCAAGAAGCUUUUAAGUGUUUGUAUUAAAUAUUUUGGUGCCUUGGAAAAGCAUAGCAUCCCCCUUCAGUAUGCACGAGUCCUUUUUAUCUUGUUAUACCUUGUCACUGCCAUUAUAGUCAUCUUAUGUUAGUUAUUUACUUGGUUCUCCUCCAGGAAGAGUAAGCAGUGUUAAGUAGAUUUUUUUACAGGAGGAAUUUGACUACAGCAGAAGAGCAUUGUAUGACAAGGGUUCAAAGAGAUGAUUUGCAACACAGGGAAAGGUGCCCUUCUUAGUGGCAAAUGUAAUGAAAGCACACUCAAGAUUCUUGAUUUUGUUGUUGUUUUUCCUGUAUUUUGUCUUGUUACUGUUUGUCUUGUGUACACUAAAUGUUUUAUUUGGAACUUUUAUGUAUUUUUCAUAGAAGAAAUAUUUGUUAGAGAGUAUACUUAAAAAAAAGAAAAGCAUAUUUAUUAGUACUGAAAUAAUUCGGCAUCAGAAUUAAUUUCUUAGCAACAGCUUAUAUCAUGAUGUUGUAUGCCCUAUCCUAUCCUUUAUAGUGGAACUGCUUCUAUACUAUUAUAAGUACUGCUUAUUUAAUUCAUCACCACUAUCAUUGUAAUCAUUCUAAUGCAGAAGUAUCUCUGUCCCACUUCUCAUUUUUCUCUUAGUACUUUUUUUCAUCAUUACAUUUGAUGCUAUUUAUAUUUUAUAUUUAUUUGUGUAGCAUUUAUUUGAUAUCACCAGGUAACUGUAGAAUGAAAAAAUGGUAAGUAUCCUUGCUGAUUUCACAGCUCUCCUCUGGCCAUGGGUGCAUUUCUGUAUUAUACUGUUGAGGCUUGCCCACUUCAUUUUGAAUUUUACUGUUACAGAUCGGAACAUGUUUAGGAGGAACACUAUGCAGUAAAUUUCUAUUAAUAUUAUUAUUAUUUACAAUGAAUUAUGGAUAUUGCAUUUCUUAAAGAAAAUGACAUCAGUUUUCAAGAAGGUGCUCAUGAUGUUUCUGUCAUUUGAUGACGGGCUAUAAAUUCUUUAUAUUUAUUCAUAGAAUGUAAUAUUUUUAAUAAAGACUUAUGAACAUGC
Messenger RNA from Penaeus indicus, 6175 nucleotides. RefSeq names its product golgin subfamily A member 2-like. The record is from RefSeq and is a predicted model, not a curated record. Lineage: Eukaryota; Metazoa; Arthropoda; Malacostraca; Decapoda; Penaeidae. The coding region runs from base 8 to 3691 and encodes 1227 amino acids. Gene Ontology annotation, cellular component: Golgi apparatus; Golgi cis cisterna; cis-Golgi network. Gene Ontology annotation, biological process: Golgi organization. The transcript has 18 exons.